GCGAUAUUUUUUUUCAUGGCGGCGCCCGUUCACUAGGUCUAAUAACGCUUAGAAAUAACAGUUAAUAACGUGUAUGGACAUUUAUAGCUUAUUGAAGAUUCAUUAUAAAUAGCAGAAAUUGUUGGAGGGGAGCUUGUUUGCAUAAAACUAGUACAGAGGAAACAACAAGAGACAUUCCAGGAAAAAAAAAGCAACAGGACACAACAAAGACACUAUCAGUCGGAUAAUAAAGCAGAUAUGUAAGGGUAAAAGCACAGAGUUCAACACAUCCAGAGCCUUGCUGGACCUUCAUAAUGUGCAUGGACCAGAAAUCCUUUCAACACCACUUCCUGCUCCAGUUUCAACACCUCCAGAAAUUAUUGGGGUUUAUGUAAUGAAACCAGAGGCCCUUGAUUAAAGAAGCGCCAUAAUGAACCACCAGGACCAAGAACUUUCCAUAAAGGAGGAGGAAGAGGAAUUUCCAACAAGUCUCGCUACUGACGUGGAUCAGCUGUUGGUGGUGAAAACAGAAGCUCCAGAUGAAUGGUCCUGUGAUCUUGACUAUCAGGACCCAGAAAACAACAUAAAAGAGGAACUCUCUAACAGCCCAUUGGCCACUGAUGUCCUGCAGCUGUUGGUGGUCAAAGAACAGGCUCCUGAUGAAUCGGGCCUCAGAACUACACAGGAGGGACCUGAACUUCAGGUAAAACAGGAAGAGGAGGAAGAAGAAGCCAGUCCAUUGACUGAUGAUGUCAAGAAGCUGUUUGUGGUGAGAGAAGUCCCCGAUGAAUGGAGCUUCACUGCAACCCAUAAAAACUCAGAAUCUUUCCAGUGUGAAAACGAAGAUGAGGAUCACUCUAAUGGCAGUAGUGAUUUCCAUGUCAACUAUGAUGACUGGCAGACGGAGACAGUGCAAGAACUGGAGGAAAAUAACGAUGUGGGAUAUAACACUGCCAGGAAAUUUUCUAGCUGUUCUAUCUGUCGUAAGCAGUUCCUCUACCAGGAGGCUUUUCAGAAACACAUGAAAUCCCAUUUAGAAAAAAGCAGUUUAAGUUUCCAGGUUACCGAGAAAGGCUUUAUUGUAAAGAAGGAUUUAGAAUCAGAGACAGUAGAUUCAGAGAAAGAAUUUGGUUGCGACAUUUGUGGUAAAGCUUUCCACAAAAAAUCCUACCUUUAUAGACACAAGCGAACCCACACAGGAGAGAAAUCUUAUCGCUGCGAUAUCUGCAGUAAAACAUUCAUGGAUAAGUCAACUCUUAACAAACAUAUGAGCAUUCACAGUGGUGAGAAAGCCUUUGGUUGUGAUGUUUGUGGUAAAACAUUCAUCCAAAAGUCCAAUCUUUAUAAACACAAAAGAAUCCACACAGGAGAGAAACCAUUUGGUUGCGAUGUUUGUGGUAAAGCAUUUAUUUAUAAGUCCAUCCUUAAUGGCCACAUGUUGGUUCACACCAGAGAAAAAUCAUUUGGUUGUGACGUGUGCGGUAAAACAUUCACAGAUAAAUCCAAUCUCCAUAAACACAAGGGAAUCCACGCAGUUGAGAAGUCUUUCGAAUGCGAUAUAUGCAGUAAGUCAUUCAUCAGUAAGUCGACCUUGAAAAGACAUGUGGGGAUUCACGCAGUGGAUAAACCGUUCCGUUGUCUGGUCUGCGGGAAAACCUUCCACCAGAAGGUAGUGCUUAAUAGACACAUGGGAACCCACACAUUGGAAAAAUCCCUUGAAUGUGAUGUCUGUGGUAAAAUGUUCAAACAAAAGGGGCACCUUGAUACGCACAAAAGAAUUCACACCGGUGAGAAACCGUUUAUCUGUGAUGUGUGCGGGAAAGCAUUCAACCGCAAAGAAAGGCUUUGUUCUCAUAAGAGAAUCCACACCGGAGAAAAACCGUUUGGUUGUGAUUUCUGUGGUACAAUGUUUAAUGACAGCUCAACGCUUAGAAAACACAUGCGGAUUCACACUGGAGAGAAGCCCUUUGGUUGUGAUGUUUGCGGUAAACAAUUUCGGUUCAGAUCUAAUGUCAAAAAGCAUAUGAGUACCCACACAGAACAGAAAGUUGCAGUUGAAGAUUUGGUAUGAUUAAAGAUUUUGUGCAGUGUUUCCCACUAGGAAUGUCAACUUGGAGGCCAGGACGAACUGAGGCAAACACUUAAUAAAGAUGUUUCUUUUAAAAAUAGAAACAUUAUGAUUGUCGUAGUUAAUAUCUACAAGUUCAACAGAAUAAUGCUAAGCUGCUAAGUGAUGUAUGAUGAAAUACUUCUGUCAUUUUUUUAGGAUUUUACUUCGCUAGCUCCUGAACGUUGAUGCAAAUUUCUGUAUGCCUUCUACCAAAGGAACGUCUAUGCUAUAACCCGGAAAAAAACAAAAAAAACAAAACAUUUUAAUGUUGAUGUUUGGAGGGAAACAUAAGUAUUAAUGGAAAAAUAUAUUUAAUUGCAGCUAAAACAAAUUUCUUUCAUUGUUUCAAUCUUUUUGGAUGUGCUGUAGAAGUUCCCUAUGUGGACUAGGAGGUUUCUUGAGAAAUUUGUAUUUUUAUCAUUUAGGUGUCACAUUUAAGCAAAAGUUUAUUUCAAUCUUAGUUUGCUCUUUGUUUACUAAGAGUUGAAGUAUGUGCUUAUGGCCCCAUUUACACUACCCCUUUUUGAAAUGUCAAGAACGGUAAAGAAGAACUGUUGUGUUUAAAUGGAACUCAGAAGGCUAACUCUAGUACUAGUUCAACAGUAGGGGUCGCCACGUUUCAGUUGUGGCUUGGUUCUCUGAUAAAAAAAAAGCGAAUGAGCAGACGGCGUCAGCUCCUAUUUACAGUCAGCUGCUGCUGUGGGAUGUGAAAAUUGUCGUACCAUUUAUACAUCACGCUGAACCAGGCCCAGCACGGUUAAUUGAUGCAAGCUCGGUCUGAAUUCGCACGGAUCGGUUUCAGAGGGGUAGUGUUAACUGGGCAUAUGCCUUUGUAUUAAAAUAAAUUAUGUUUUCUAUAGGUGGUGCACCAUCUUUAGUUAGUUUAGCCCAAAACGUUAAUAUUCCUGUAAGUGUAGAUUGAAGCAGUAUUUUCACUGUAUUAGCACAUUUUCCCUACGUAUGGGUGAAAUACAGAUUUUAAGGCAUUCCACUCAGAAUAAAGACUUAAUGGGAGAGAGAAUCUGAUUAGUUAAAUGUUAGGCUUUCAAAAUAACAGAGACAUUUAAAAGGCUGGUCAACAUUCUAAGAAAUGUUUCACGUGCCCUAACACAAAUAAAAGGUUUUUCUUUUGCUGUUGUAAAAGAAAACUUGGACGUUUCUGUCAGACAUUUAAAAAUGGAUACAAGUUGUGAAAUUAUGAGAGAAAAACUUUAGAUGCCAAAAUUUCUGCAAAAACCUUCAGCAAAAUAAUGCAAUAUUUAUUCUAGGUACAGUUUAGCUGUUCUUUUUUGUAGAAACCAAAAAGCUUUGCAUCACCUGGAAAAUUUAAAGUCCUGAAAAUACGACAAAAGAAUUUUUCACUUUGAAGCUCAAGAGAUGUAGAAAUAUUACCUAAAAUGCACAGUGUAAAUAGUAAUAUUUAUGCUUAACAAGUCAAGUUUUUAUUUUUAAGAUAUGAUUGUGUUAUUGUUUAUUGUAAUGUAUAUAUGUAACAUAUGUCAUUUCUGCUGUUUGGGGCAGCGUUUGGUUGCUGGUGAGGAUUUUUUUUUUUUCAUUCAACUAAAUUCAGUAGAUGCAAGGAAUACUUUUAUUGGGUAACAAAAAUAAAAACUAUGAAUAGGUUGUGAUACGGUUCACUUUGGUCUGCUUUAAAUGGACCAGAGUUUGUUUCUACUCUUGGUUGUACAGGUGUGAAUUCUUUCAAGGGCCAAGCAGCCAGACCAAGGUCCAGUUCUUGAAGUGGUCUCUGUUUUUUAAUGUACUCUGGUGCAAUUAAUUUCUUGUGGAAUAGGAACCAGACCUGAUGAACCCCAACAACAGGAAACAUGUACCUUGUUGGACCUAAUGAGCCACCGUAGCAGGGUCUUGAGUAAUACAUUUUGCUUAGCUGCAAUGCUGCCAGAAUGAUGUGGAUCAGAGUAUGAUGUGCACAUUAUGUACUUCGGCUUCCAGCACACAUUUGCAAACCCUGUUCAAAAAGUUAAAAAAAAUAACAUAAGGAAUUGUCAAAUAGGAACCUCUGAUUACAAUGAUGUAGAUGUAACAGCAGCUAAAAUAUUUAGACAACAAACGCCGUCUUUUUACAGUAAAAGCCAUCCUAAAUGACCUCUGUUGUAAUCUUGAAGUUGAUUUUGAUGUCAUUAUUACCUUCACCAUCUAGGGGGCGAUAAGGAUCUUUAAAGAGGCAGGGCACCUCUUCCAAUAUAAUGACAGCUGAAACAUGAGUCUUGCUUUGGUUUUGGCAAUAUUUAUAUGAUUUACCUUUUUAAAAUGUAUUUCAUAUCUAGUCCUUCGACUCUUCCUAAAUAUAAGAGGUCUUUACAGUUUCACAGUGAGACUGAUAACAUGUCAAGAUUGUUCUGUUGGUACUUCGGUAGCAUAUUUCUUAACAACAGAAACCUUUAAACACACCCUUUUGUCAACACAGCCUCUUGCAGAAAGUUCUUUAACUCGACACUACACACACUACAUUAUCUCUCUUGUGGUUUUGUUGCUAUAAUUGUACAUUUCUGUAUGUGGUGUGAUCAUUGUUUUGGAUAUCUUUUGCACAGCUUCUCAGAACAGGUUUAUUUUACUCCUAAACAGCUUCGCUUCUCACUAUUGCCCACUAAUAGGGGAUAAGAUGGCUAAUUGAUAGUCCACAAAAAAUAUGUUAAUAUCUUUUCUAUUUAAAUGUGACUGUGUUAAGUCAUAUUUGUACUCCAUGAAAUCUAGAAAUCAAGUAUUACUAACAAAUAAAUCGCUAAACACUAUAAUCGUGUCAAUCAUUCGAUUCUACUGAAUAUUAAAUAAGUUUACGAAUGCAGGCUUGUUAAACCUCAGAUAUGUUGGUCCUGGUUAUAAAAUAACACCAUUUUUGAAUGCUGAAAUUGUAGGGGGGAAAUUUCUAUUAAAAAAUCCUUCGUUAAUCCUAAAUGGAAGUAAAAAGGAGACAUGAAACAACUAGAAAAUCACUCGGGAGAGUGCAGAAAUCUGCCAAGCAGCAAAAUUCGCUCCAAACUGUGACUUACACAUAUAGCUAAAACUCCCACAUGAUCUGGAUCAUUAACACAUUUUAAUGAAUUGUUCCUCGGCAUUAGGUGCAUCUUUGGUAACAAUCUCCUCAAAAUGGUUUCAUAAGUUUUAAAUUUAUCCUGAUAGCAAACUAAAGGCGUUUCCUUUUAUUUAAUUUUUUUCUUCUGUGAAAUACAUCCAGACAUAAAGGCUGUCAAUACUCAGUGCUGCGACGCUUAAAAUCUGUUCAUUACUUUUCUAGUUAUCCAAUACAAAGACAGAAAGAAACACACAAACUCCUAAAAACAUAAUCUCCUAGGCAGAAGCAAAAUUAAUGUAGCAUUUCUUGUACAUAGUAAAUUGAUAUGACCAAAU
Cyprinodon variegatus (sheepshead minnow) is the source of this 5458-nucleotide messenger RNA. RefSeq names its product zinc finger protein OZF-like. Gene Ontology annotation, molecular function: DNA-binding transcription factor activity, RNA polymerase II-specific; RNA polymerase II transcription regulatory region sequence-specific DNA binding. The transcript is spliced from 6 exons. The record is from RefSeq and is a predicted model, not a curated record. NCBI's taxonomy places the organism in Eukaryota, Metazoa, Chordata, Actinopteri, Cyprinodontiformes, Cyprinodontidae. Gene Ontology annotation, cellular component: nucleus. Bases 410 to 2050 code for a protein of 546 amino acids. Gene Ontology annotation, biological process: regulation of transcription by RNA polymerase II.